AGUUCGCAACUUUAUGAAAUCAGUUCGUGUAUCAUGAAAUCUAUAAUCGAGCGAUACAACAAGUCGAAGGAGGAACAGCACGAUCCAGUGAUAAAUGCAAAUUCGGAAGCAAAGUUCUGGAAACGGGAGGCAGCAGCCUUGAGGCAUGAAUUACAAAGCUUGCAAGAAAACCAUCGGAAAUUGAUGGGCCAAGAGCUAUCCAGUCUGAGCGUUAAAGAGCUACAAAACUUGGAAAAUCAGUUGGAAAUGAGUUUGCGUGGUGUCCGUAUGCAAAAGGACCAAAAGCUUACAGAUGACAUAGACGAAUUAAACCGAAAGGGAAGCCUCCUUCACCAAGAAAACAUGGAACUAUACAAGAAGGAACGCCAUCUACGUCAAGAAAACUUGGACUUGUUAAAGAAGCUCAAUGAAGCGAGAGAGCCACGUGAGACAAUUAGGAUAUCUCAUUCUCCAAACGGCUUUCAUCUUGAUGAAGAAGAAGAAGAUGAAUGUAUCAAACUCAAAUUAAGCCUACCAGAACAACAUAAAUAUGCCACACCACAAAACCCUACACCGCCGAGCUGA
Papaver somniferum (opium poppy) is the source of this 564-nucleotide messenger RNA. Its product is annotated as MADS-box transcription factor 27-like. The transcript has 8 exons. Gene Ontology annotation, biological process: regulation of DNA-templated transcription. Gene Ontology annotation, molecular function: DNA-binding transcription factor activity. The coding region runs from base 34 to 564 and encodes 176 amino acids. Lineage: Eukaryota; Viridiplantae; Streptophyta; Magnoliopsida; Ranunculales; Papaveraceae. The record is from RefSeq and is a predicted model, not a curated record. Gene Ontology annotation, cellular component: nucleus.